UUCAGUAUGAUUGAAUCAGCCCAGUGUCUAUAAAAACUGUAUAAUAAAGCAGGGGUUACGCAAGUACAUUUGAGGACCCGCACGCGACAAACGUGUGCUUGUGGACUGACAUAAUUACCAUAGAAGAUUUUUAGGCGACAGACGCACUUGGUUUGGGAUACGCGUUUUGAAAUAACAUGGGUAAUUGUCAUACUGUUGGACCAAAUGAGGCCCUUGUUGUUUCAGGGGGUUGCUGUGGCUCCGAUGGGAAGACCUAUGUGGUGGGAGGCUGGUCAUGGGCCUGGUGGCUCAUCACAGACAUCCAGAGGAUGUCUCUGGAGAUAAUGACCAUCCUCUGUCGCUGUGAGAAUAUCGAAACCUUGGAGGGUGUCCCCUUGGAUGUGACAGGGGUGGCUCAGGUGAAGGUGAUGGUAGACAAUGAGCUGCUGGGCUAUGCCUGUGAACAGUUCCUGGGGAAAUCUGUGAUCGAGAUAAAGAGUGUCAUUCUGCAGACCCUGGAGGGUCAUCUACGCUCUAUCCUCGGUACUCUGACGGUAGAGCAGAUCUACCAAGACAGAGACAGGUUUGCUGCUCUUGUGCGGGAGGUGGCAGCGCCUGAUGUGGGCCGCAUGGGCAUCGAGAUCCUCAGCUUCACCAUCAAGGAUGUGUAUGAUAAAGUGGAGUACCUGAGUUCCCUGGGGAAGAGUCAGACGGCCGCAGUACAGAGAGAUGCCGAUAUUGGAGUGGCCGAGGCAGAGAGAGACGCGGGAAUCAGGGAAGCAGAUUGUAAGAAAGAGAUGAUGGACGUCAAGUUCCAAGCAGACACCAAGAUGGCCGAUUCGAAACGAGGGCUGGAGAUGCAGAAGGCUGCUUUCAAUCAAGAAGUCAACACGAAGAAAGCAGAAGCCCAGCUGGCCUAUGAGCUGCAGGCUGCCAAGGAGCAGCAGAAGAUCCGUUUGGAGGAGAUCGAGAUCGAGGUGGUUCAGAGGAAGAAGCAGAUCACCAUCGAGGAGAAGGAGAUUGACCGCACAGAAAAGGAGCUCAUCGCCACAGUCAAGAGGCCGGCUGAGGCUGAGGCCUACAAGAUGCAGCAGCUGGCCGAGGGACAGAAGAUGAAGAAGGUGCUGACUGCCCAGGCAGAGGCAGAGAAGAUCCGUCGUAUCGGUGAGGCAGAGGCCGGUUCCAUAGAGGCUAUAGGGAAGGCUGAGGCUGAGAAGAUGAGGCUGAAGGCUGAGGCCUACCAGCAUUAUGGAGAUGCUGCAAAGACUGCUCUGGUCCUAGAGGCCCUGCCUAAGAUUGCUGCCAAGGUUGCGGCACCCCUGGCCCGGACCAAUGAGAUCGUCAUCCUGAGCGGGGACGGUGGCCGUGUGACCGGCGAGGUGAACCGCCUAUUAGCUGAGCUCCCUGUGUCCGUCAACGCACUCACAGGGGUGGACCUGAUGAAGAUCCCUUUGCUUCAGAAGAUGAUCAACCCUCAAGCAUAAAAACAAUCUUGUGCACCUUGACUCAGUACAUUUCUUUAUGCACUCUUUAAAUCAACUGCCUUCACCUAGAAACACUUGAAAACAAGUAUAUUUUUUCUUUUUACUACAAGAGUCUAGAUGUUUUCAUUUUCCUAAAUCCCUGGUGCCUUAGCUCUAUAGGGCCAGAUCAUCUGUAUGUACCACUGCUUUUUUAUUAAACAUGUUAGUAUUUUUUGUAGUUACCCCAUUCUGUUGUACUAACAUUUCUACAUUGUAGAAAAGGGACAUUCAUCAUGGUUGUUCUGUGCAGGCCUUAUUCUGGUCUUACAGGUCUCGCCAGGUCUUCACCUGGUGUCUUCAUUGUUAUUCUUUUGUUCAUUGUGUUGCUUUGGAUGUGCCUGUGGUUUUGUAUAGUUAUGGAAAGUACUUCAGAUAUUUCGUCUCAAAUUUUACUUUUUUUCAUUCUAAUGUGCAGUCAGUGCCUGGUUACCAACCAAGUGGCUAAACCUCUGGAAAAGUAAUGGUUUGGCAAUUCCAUAGUGUAGUGAUACUACAGUAGACCUCCAUUUACCAUCUCAAUGAGAGAUGUAGAAAUAUUGUCCUCCCCAUCCUCAUGGCAUCUGCCUUGAACGCAGAAACAUUGGCAUUAUAUCUUGUUCUUCAGUAGAAUCUUUCAUUUCAUUCUUCAUCUUAGGUAUGGGAGAGGUGUGCAUUCUUAGGUAGACAACACACAAAAAACAUUAACACAUGUGCAUGGAUCUACAAGUCUGUAUGAAGCCAUAUACUGUCAAAGUUAGCCUUAAUAUAGAGACCCAGGAGUCCUGCUAGCUUUCCUGAUCAUCUGGAUUACCUCAAUCAAUCUAAGCUUUAAUACUUGUUCUUUCCAACUAUUGAGGCAUGAUAUGCAUUUCAGUCUCUUAGGGUAGCCAAUGUUGUGUUAUAUCAUCGUUUGGUUACAUUCUGUUAAAUUCUUUAUAAACUAUUAUGUAACUUAUCUCUACAGUUUACCUGACUAUUUACUUUCACGUUUUUACAGGGUGCUUGCUGCCUAUGAUCUUUUUCUAGGAAUGCAAUGCUGCCACGACCUGUUGACCAUCCAAUCAUGUAUCAGCUUUCUCCACGUAGUUCAUUUUAUGUUGGCUUCAUUUUAUGAAAACUUGUUUUAGCGUUUUAUUACUAUGAAUGGAUGGUGUAAUUUCAGCAGGGUAGAAGCAACUUUCAGAUCAGAAAAUAUACCUUUCGGAUCUAGAAUGUAGGUGGAAGACCAAACAUUGUAUGCCUUUUAACUUGUAUCUUUAUCUAUAGAGUAUCUGUAAUGAAACAUGUUUAAAUUGAUCACCCAUUAUUGAAAUGUAUCUAUUCAGACUCAAUAAAUGUUUGUGUGAAUUCGUCCAUUUUCUAGACUGUUAAAUAAUACUGGAAAACUGGUGUAGCAUGGAUAUUUCAGCAUGUGAACAUCACACUCAUAUCCUCAACUCUGUGGCAAAGUAUUAUGUGCUGCCCUAUAAUAAAUGUCUGCCUCAUA
Messenger RNA from Oncorhynchus nerka (sockeye salmon), 2967 nucleotides. Its product is annotated as flotillin-2a. Gene Ontology annotation, biological process: protein localization to plasma membrane; regulation of myoblast differentiation. The transcript has 11 exons. The record is from RefSeq and is a predicted model, not a curated record. NCBI's taxonomy places the organism in Eukaryota, Metazoa, Chordata, Actinopteri, Salmoniformes, Salmonidae. Gene Ontology annotation, cellular component: cytoplasmic vesicle; plasma membrane; flotillin complex. The coding region runs from base 177 to 1463 and encodes 428 amino acids.